GGCGGCGUUUGACGUCAGUGGGGAGUUAAUUUUAAAUCGGUACAAGAUGGCGGAGGGGGACGAGGCAACGCGAAGGCAGCCGCCGCAACAGGGGCUGAGGCGCCGGCGGCAGACUAGCGACACGAGCGUUGGGGUUAACCACGUCUCGUCCACGACCUCCCUAGGUGAGGAUUUUGAAGAUGAUGACCUAGUAAACUCAGAUGAGGUUAUGAAGAAACCAUGCCCAGUGCAGAUUGUUCUUGCUCAUGAAGAUGACCAUAACUUUGAGCUUGAUGAAGAGGCCUUGGAGCAGAUACUGCUACAGGAGCACAUACGGGAUCUUAACAUAGUCGUGGUCUCUGUGGCAGGAGCUUUUCGUAAAGGGAAAUCAUUUCUCCUGGACUUUAUGCUUAGAUAUAUGUAUAACAAGGAUUCUCAAGGUUGGAUUGGUGGAAACAAUGAACCAUUGACUGGUUUUACGUGGCGAGGUGGUUGUGAAAGAGAAACAACAGGCAUACAAGUUUGGAAUGAAGUAUUUGUGAUUGACAGACCUAAUGGAACAAAAGUGGCUGUGCUGCUAAUGGAUACCCAGGGUGCCUUUGAUAGCCAGUCAACCAUUAAAGACUGUGCGACAGUGUUUGCUCUGAGCACUAUGACUAGCUCUGUCCAGGUAUAUAAUUUAUCCCAGAAUAUUCAAGAAGAUGAUCUUCAACACUUACAAUUAUUUACAGAGUAUGGAAGACUUGCAAUGGAAGAGAUCUAUCAGAAGCCAUUUCAGACGUUAAUGUUUUUGAUUCGAGAUUGGAGUUAUCCUUAUGAACAUUCGUAUGGUUUGGAAGGUGGAAAACAAUUCCUUGAAAAGCGAUUACAGGUAAAACUAAACCAGCAUGAAGAACUACAGAAUGUCAGGAAGCACAUCCACAAUUGUUUCUCAAAUCUGGGUUGCUUCCUUUUACCACAUCCUGGUCUUAAAGUUGCCACAAAUCCUAGUUUUGAUGGACGACUGAAAGAUAUUGAUGAAGAAUUUAAACGGGAGCUUCAAAAUCUGGUUCCAUUACUUCUUGCUCCUGAAAAUCUGGUUGAGAAAGAGAUAAGUGGAUCUAAAGUCACUUGUAGAGAUCUUGUAGAGUAUUUUAAGGCAUACAUUAAAAUAUAUCAAGGAGAGGAACUACCACAUCCAAAGUCUAUGCUUCAGGCAACAGCUGAGGCUAAUAACCUUGCUGCAGUAGCAGGAGCAAGAGACAUCUACUGUAAAAGUAUGGAGCAGGUAUGUGGUGGUGAUAAGCCUUACAUUGCACCUUCAGAUUUGGAGCGAAAACACCUGGAUCUCAAGGAAGUGGCACUUAAGCAGUUCCGUUCUGUGAAGAAAAUGGGUGGAGAUGAAUUCUGCCGUCGGUAUCAGGACCAGCUUGAAGCUGAAAUUGAAGAAACCUAUGCAAAUUUUAUAAAGCACAACGAUGGCAAAAAUAUCUUCUAUGCUGCUCGUACCCCUGCCACACUGUUUGCAGUCAUGUUUGCUAUGUAUAUAAUCUCAGGACUGACUGGCUUCAUUGGCCUAAACUCUAUAGCCGUCUUAUGUAACCUUGUCAUGGGGCUGGCACUGACGUCCCUUUGUACAUGGGCAUAUGUUAAGUACUCUGGGGAGUUCAGAGAAAUUGGAACAAUGAUUGAUCAGAUUGCUGAAACACUCUGGGAACAGAGGAGUCCCAGGAAGGUGUUUUCCAAACUGUUUGAAGUUACUAGACGUCGAAUGGUUCAUCGUGCUCUUUCACCAGCACAGCGACAGAGACUGUCAUCCAACAAUAACAAGAAGAAAAAUUAGACAGUAUUGAAGCCCCUGGGUGAUAAUUUGAUGGAGGAAAACAUAAGGCAGUCUGUAACAAACUCUAUCAAAGCAGGCCUGACUGACCAGGUGUCUCAUCAUGCCCGAUUAAAGACAGACUGACAGUUCAUCUCCUCAUGGACUCCACUCUCCCUUUUUCAUGCUUGCUGUACAAUGAGAACUCAAAAAUAAACCAAAGUUUACAAUCAACUGUAGAAGUAGUUUAGUGUAACUGGCUUCACAGAUGGCUGCCACAGAGUGUGAACAUUGUUGGUUUCUAGCCUUCUUCUGAUGUCUCCUUAGACCUGGAUAUGGCUGAGGAGCAUUAGUUUAUCAUGCACAUUUGUGUCAUGUUUAAUUCUUUUCUUUUUACUGAAUCUAAUGUAGUGAAAUUUGUCUUAUGUAAAAGGAUAUUUCAGGGAAAUACUUUAAGAAAUCUAUUUAGAGUCUCUUUAAUAUAGUAUCCCAUUGAAAUUUUAAUUUUUAGAGAAUUUAUGAAUCACUGUAUCAAGAAUCAGAUCAGAAUGACAAUGAAGCCUUUAUUGAGCCACGACAUUAAAAGUGUAUAUUGCUUUACUGCCUUCCAUGCCAGUAUUACAUAAAUGCAUGUAUCAGAAAUGUCACAGAAAUCACAUGACAACUCUUAGAGCUGAGAAGGUAACUCUGAGGUGUACAAUUGUCUUGCCUUUUAAAAUUUGUAAACCUGCCCUGAAAGGAGAUGCAUAUCUGGGAAACCUAACUGUCUUUUUGCAGUUUAGCCUUCAUGUACAUAAAAUAUGCCGUUAAUUUUAUUGGGGGAGAAAUUCCAUCCAAAAAUGUUGCCUACAGCUAUGAGUUAAGAGUGUCUGUACAGUGUGUAGCUUUUAUUUUCUAAAAAUCACAGGUAGGGCAUGUAUAUGAAUUAUAAAUAUAUAAAUACAAUUUUGUAUUAAAAGUUUUGUAGUUUAUGGAAAAAUCUGGUUCUGUGGUAGGCUAAUGAGUACAGUCCCUGUGAAAGGAAUGUUUGUGGCUCAUGUCAGUGUGAAUGCAUAGACAAUUUGAAGUUUUGAUAUAUUUGUGAUAUUUAUCUUCCUUGAGCAUUGCAAUCUCACCCCAAGGGAAUUCAAUGGGAAUGUUUUAUUGUGACUUGUCCUCUGUUGCAUUUUAAAGUUAUUUCCUGUAAUUUAUUUUCAGUACAUAAUUAAAAAUUUGUUGUAUAUAUAAAAUGAAACUUGUGAUUCUUUUUAAAGGAAUUUCUCAAGUCUGUACCUCAUCAUAUAACUAAUAUUUGUUCAUGCUGAACAGAGUGUAGGUUAGGGUGCACCCAAGUUAGAGCUCAAGGCAUUGUACUUCAAAACUAAGCUUGGGAAAGUUAUUUUUCUGUGUCUGUAGAUGUAAGGACUAUUUGUUGUGAGAGCCUAUCUGCGAUUGAUAAAUUUUUCAUUUUCUUCUUGCCCAUAACUCUACGCACUCCCAUCUUGUGAGUUUGUGUGUUUAAGAGGGAGUGUGUGUUAUGUAAAGCUACUUUUUCCAAUAUUUUUAUAACCUCCUUUACGAAGACCUAUUAAAGCAACCCUGUUUGGUUUUUAAGUAAAGAGAAUUUAAAUGUUGAGUUGCAUGCAUGAAAGGUUUGCUAAAUUUACUUUGAUUGUUAUAUCUUCCUCCGGCUCCCAUUCCAGUCCUGGUUUUAUAUGGCUGUGUUUGUUUCCAUCUGUAGUGACUGCUGCCCACUUAUCCAUCUGUUCUUAACAAAAGAAUCAUCUAACAAGGCUCUUUUUACUUCUCUGACCAUUUUGUUUUAUGAAUGCUGUAAGUUGUUUUUAUGAAUGAAAAAUAAAGUUUGUUGUAUACUA
Molecule: messenger RNA, 3633 nt
Organism: Phodopus roborovskii (desert hamster)
Lineage: Eukaryota; Metazoa; Chordata; Mammalia; Rodentia; Cricetidae
Gene: Atl2
Product: atlastin GTPase 2
Exons: 15
Coding region: 47-1801 (584 amino acids)
Biological process (GO): endoplasmic reticulum organization; protein homooligomerization
Molecular function (GO): GTPase activity; GTP binding
Source: RefSeq, a predicted model, not a curated record